AGAAAAGAAAGAAAGAAAAGAAAGAUUAGAAGUUUGUCAAGCAGUCAAGGGAAGAAGCAUGUUCCCAUUCAUGGGAUAGGGCAAGAUUUGGUUUUGCUAGAGUUCAGGGUAGCACAGGUGGACAAAGUGGUCACAGUGAGGCUGAUAAAGGAUGUGAAAGUUGGUGAUGAAGGACCUUGAAUACGCGAAGGAGAGUGGACUCUGACAUUGUCAGUGGGCCUUUAUGAUGUGUGGGAAAGCAAAAUGCCAUUUAGUGAGCUGACACCCAUCCUUCCUAUAAGUGUGGCUGAGCUAGAACAGAGAUCCAUGGAGAGCUCAGUCACCACAGAUGUGUUCAACCUGUCACUUACACAGGAGGAACCUGAGGCCAGAGAGCAAGUCAGGCAACAAAGAACUUGAUAAAGCAACACAGGACUAGGGAUAGAUCAUCUAAGUCCAGUGCCUUAAGCUUCCUCCACAUCAAGGCCCUCUCGUAUAAAUCCAGGCUUCUUCAUCUAAGCCCUGCCUUCUAUGUGCUGGAUUCAAACACAAGUACGAUUCUCGCAUGCUUCACUGAGAAGCUAGGUCGUUCCCACCUUCUCAACUUCAGAACCAUCAGCACUGCCUGCUGGGAGCUGGGACCUCAGUAGGAGCAAAGAUGGAGAUUUUCCAAAGAGGAAAUGAACCAACUGCCAUGCGUUGGAUAUCAGAGUGAAAAUCAAAACGUUAAACAGAUUGAAAGGACCUCUCCUUCCCUUGAACUUAGAAGCUAGGGUGUUUUACAACUGGAAAUGCAUCACAGUGGAGCAGCUCUGGGCUUUUAUUACCUUAGCUUCAACCAACACCCAGCCCUUCCUUCCCCAGGGCCUAGCAGGAAGCACAGGCACCUAAACAGGUGUGUGUGUGUGUGUGUGUGUGUGUGUGUGUUGUAUUGUCAAAUUACAGAUGCAUGGGUGCUUGGGGAACGCGCGCCCAGAGCAACAGAGCAGGGGCCUGGGUCUCCUCCCACAUUAGGGCCCGCAAACCGGGGCUGGAAGACCGAGCUUCAUUUCCAGCUUCCCCAGGCUCCGUUCCAGCAGCGCUCGGGCCUCUCCAGAACCUCUGCGUUUGCCUUCCCUCCUCCCUUAGCAACCGCAAGGCUGUGGAUACCGCCAGCGGGUGGGGGCCCCCGGAGGCUACGGGGUAGUUCGGGGGCGGUGGCGGCCCAGCUCAGGUGCCCCGCGCACCGGCGACCGCAGUGCGGAGCCACCCCGCGAGCGCGAGUGUCGCUGCGCCAGCGCGCACCGGGGGCCGCGCACCCUACCUCCGCACCUGCCGCGGGGUCCAAAAGGGAUCCUGCAAAAAUGAGCCAUUCUCAACCCGCUGGAUUACUUGCAGCAUAUAAUAGUCUUACUGAUAAACACCUGACUGGAUAUUUUAACAACACAAGGAUAAGACGGCAUCUUUUAAGAUCAGGGCUGAUCACAAGAAGUGGGAGAAUACUUUCCGAAAAAGAAUACAAACUAAAUAUCAUGAAGAGGGAUCACCAAAAAUAUAUCCGGGAGUGCCUAGCUCAGGCUAUUUUCCAUAAGGUUCUUGAUAUGGAGCGUUAUCAUCAGCUUGAAAUAAAGAAAAAACUGGAGAGCUUGGCUAGGAAGGAGCAAAUUCAGAGAUUUAAGGGAGAAUCCACAAGAUGGUUUAUAGAAAAUAACAUGCCAAUCCUAUCUCCUCACCCCCCAGUUGGCCCAAAGACUAACCGUGGCCAUAGUGUUCUGGUUGAUGAAGGACAUUCCAGUCCAAUAACACUGACAGCCCCUCGACCAUACACUGCCCCAGGAAAUAUGCAGCCUCCAAUUCGAUUAAAGCCUCUUCCCAGUAAUCCUGCAGUAGGAACCGCUCCAAAGAUAACUUCGGGGUCCAGAUUGAAAACCUCAUUGCUGGAAAAUGAAGCUCCAUUUCCCAUUGGGGGCAAGAAAGCAGUGAUGAAGUUCAAGAACUCCAUGGACAAUUCACAGGAAGUGAAUCGCUAUCAACUUCCAAACAUUAACAAUUACAUGAUGCCUAUUCCUCCUUCACCUCCUCCCCACAAAGGAAAAAUCACAAGGGAAAAUAGACUUGAAUCAUGGAGAAGGAGAAGAUUUCGUCCAACCACUGCUCCCAAUGGCUUAGAGCCUCUCUUUACCAGGGAUUCAAGAAAGGUUCACAGAACACCACUGCAUAGUAAUGCAGCUAUUACAAUGAUCUAUUUGGGGAAAAACGUGCACCUAUCUCAUGAUCACCCAGACUUCCGGGAUGAAAUAAAAGUGUAUCAACAACACUGUGGUGGGGAAAACCUUUGUGUUUACAAAGGCAAACUACUUGAAAAAGAGACCUUUCAGUUUAUUUCCAAAAGGCACCAUGGUUUCCCCUUCAGUCUCACCUUUUUCCUGAAUGGGAUGCAAGUGAACAGGUUGAGCUCCUGCUGUGAAUAUAAGCAUCGGAAAGGUUCCAGACUUGGAGGCAAACGAGGCUACUUUGGGUUUGUGUGCGUGGAGAGAUCAUCUCCUUGCUACAAGUGCAUUAUUGCAAUGGGCCUUGACAAAAAUCCAACUUCACCAAAACCUAGGAAAGAAAAGAAUAUUGAAAAAAGAGAAGAACUAAAGAAGGGUGAGGGGAAACUGAGGAAGGAUAGAGGGUACAUGAUACCAAGAAGGUAUGAGAUGGCGGGGAGCAAAACUUCCCCUUCAGUCAUUUUUUCAGCUCAAGAAAAAACAAGGAAUGGAGAAGUGAGAACAGCUGUGGAAGAAAUGGAACGUAAAGGAAAUCCAGGACAAGAUGUUUGUGAAGAUGACCAGGAAAAUAUAUUUAAAUACGAAUAUGAAGAAGAUUUUGAAGCAGAUGAGGAGAAACAAGAUGAGAAAGCUAAUGAAGAAGGACAGGCUGAUGAUCAAAUGAAUGGGAUGUCAAAGUCACCCUCAGAUGAUGAAAAAGAUCAUUUAGACCCUGCAAAGGAGAGUGAAACCUCGUGGCAGAAGGCGGCAGAUGCUGAUGACAAUGUGAAAGAUGAAGGUGACGGAUGCUCUGACAGUGAGCUGGAGGAGGAGAAACAAGAUAUAAAACCUGCUUCAUCGUCCUCAUCCAGAAGUCACCCAUGCUCUAGUUGCAGUGAAGAUGAAUCCACACUGGGGGAUAGGGAAGCCCACACUGAGAACAGUCCAAACAAAAGUUCCAGAAGUUCAUCUUUUCAGGAGUCGAGUGAAAAUGAUGAGGCAGGAAAAUCCUGCCUUCCAAUUGAGGAUUCCCAAGAAGUUGAAAUUGAAGACCAAGAAAUAAUGACAGCAGAUGUAGAAACCAAGCCUUUGCCAAUAGAGGAAUGCUUGGAGAAUGUUCUUGAAGAAGAAAUGGAGAAAGGAACCCAAGUGAUUGCAGAGGGCAUAUCUGAGAAGUCCAGGGAACAUGUUUCCAAGGAAGAAAAAGAAAAGGAUAAAAGUAAGCUUUGGGAAGGAAGCACUGCUAAGGUGAAGGACAAAAAGGCAGGUCCCUAUAGGGUGGAGAAAGGUGUUGGGCAGAUUGUAGCAGAAGCUGUGGAACCUGGCUGCCACUGUCACUCUGACACUGAGCCUGGUGUUAGCAGCACAGACGAGGAGGAGAAGCACUGGAGGAAGCCAGAGAUUGACACAGGUGCAGCACUGAAUAGGAAUUUUGUGUUGGAGGAAAGGGUACCACUCAACUCAAACAAGGAAUCCAAUCAAGUUGCAUCGGAAGUGGACACACUGGAGAAGAAAGAGGCAGUGGAGGAAGCUGAACUUGCCCAGCACAGGGAUGUGGACACAAUAGAAGGGAAAGGGGAUGCAGCACGGUGGGGAACAGCUGGGGUUAAUGAGGUUCCCUUGGGGGAGUGGAAGCCAACAGCAGAGCAGCCAGCCUUAGUAGAAGAGUUUACAGAGGAAAGAGGGAUCCCUCGGGGCGUAACUCGUGGGGCUGAGGCAGAAGCAGAAGGGGAUAAGAGGCUGGGUAAAGAGGAGGUAGGCCCCAGGGGGAAAGAAGCAGCCGGAGCCUCUGGAGGUCUGCAUGAAGGUCAGGAUGAGGCUCCUGAAGGGGGGGCCUUGCUGCCUACAGUGCUAGAGACAGAGAAGGUGGCUGCUGAGGAGGAGCAGGGCUCGGAGAAGACAGUGUUUGCAAGCCAGGCAGCGGCUGUGAACUUAGAGUGUGUGCAGGAGGCAGCAGCCCCGAGGGAGGCAGUGACAACGGAAAUGAGAGAGGCUGAGAGAGGGGAGGCCGUGAGUGAGGCAGGGCCUGAAAAGCCUGAUGUGAUGAACAGUGAAGAGGAAGCAUCUACGGAGGUAGAGGACCUGGGAGCCAUGGAAGAUGCUGCAUCUGAGAGAGAGGAUGGUUCAGAAGAGGCAGUGCUUGGGGGAGAAGAACCAGCCAAAGAAAGGAAGGUAGUUAUGGGAAGGCAGACACCCUUGAGCUCCUCAACUUCCGAGAAGGCUGAGGCUCCCCGGAUGGGAGUUGUGGAGGACAGCCUGGAAGAGCUUUGUCAGGAAGAUGCUGAAAGGGAGGAGGUUGAGACUGAGCCAGAAUCUAAUAAAGAAGAUGACAGGAAAGAAAUGUUACCCAAGGAAUUAGGUGUAGCAAGAGAGAAGAGGAAAAUUGAGAGGCCAGAGGAACCUCUGGAGGAAACUGAAUCUGAGAGCGGAGAGGUGAGGAGGGCAAAUGCACAUCAGGGUGAAGACAUUUUAGAAGAAGAGCAAAACUUUAAAGGGGAAGAGCAGGGAACCGCGAAGGAAGUGACACCUGAGGAAGAGACACAAGUCCCCCCAGUUGAAAUGGAGUGUGAUGCUGAGGGUGAGGCACCCAUGGGGGCAUCUGAAUCACUUGGAGACACAGGGCCGCAAGGAGGAGAUUCACUGAGAGAGACAGAGGUGACCAUGUUUGAAGCGGCACCCGCAGAUGAAAAGUCACUGGAAGACACAACAGCUCUGAGGAGAGAGGAAGGAGGGGAAAGACUGAGGGAAGCCCAGGACCCAGAGCCCAAAGACAGAGCAGAGCUGCUCCCCCAGGAGGACGGGGCUCCCUCAGGGCAGCACCAGGGGCCAGGCCCUGAAGGGGAGGGGGUGUUAGGAGCUCCUGAAACUGAGCUAGCGGGAAAGGGGCAGGUGCCCCAUGUGAUGACCACAGCUACAGGUGAGGCCCAGGAGUGUGCAGCCAAAGAUCAAGAUAGCCUGGCAGGAUUGGAAGGCGGGGAUAAGGAAGGGCCCGUGCAGGGGCAGCAAGGAGCCGGGGUCACAGUGAUGACCCAAGGUGUUUCUGAGGAAGACUGCAUGAAGGCAGAAAAGCUGAGUGAAGAAGCUAUGGGUGGGGACCCAGAAGAGGAGGCUAAUGAAGAGUGCCCCCUGGGGACAGGAGUGAUGGCCAAUGGGGACACAGACGGGGCUGGGAGUUUGCAAGGGGGAGUGGCAGUCGCUGAUGAAGAUCUCCACCCAAGGGAAGCGGCAGGAACGGCCACCGAGGAGAAGAGGGAGGUGUUGGCAGAUGUGAAGACGGCUGAGGGGAAAACAGAGGCAAAUAAAGCCUCCUCCUUGUCAGAUGUUGCUGGCAAGGGGCCUCGGCACGAAGUGGAUGACUUACCGGGGAAAAUGGCAGCUGCAGAGAAGGUGGAAGUGGUAGAGGAAACAGCACUGGGCAGGGGGGAGGUGGCGGCCGUGGAGAUGGUGACAGGGACCUGGGUGGGGGCUCCACGAGACCCUUCGGAUCCCGGAGGGAAGGCCCCACAGCUAGGGCAGGAUCCAGAGGGCAGGGGACUUGAUCCCACGCAGGGAGUGGAGUCGGUGGGCACGGAGGCAGGCCUGGAGGGCUGUGCCAGGGAGCAGGAGUUGGGUGCAGCUAAGGAAUUCAGCCUGAGAAUGUCCCCAGGGAGGGAGUCAGAGCCUGGGAGAGAGAGUCUACAGGGGGUGGAAACACUCCCUGCAAAGCCUGAUUGCCCUGAAACCCAAGAGAAGCAAGCAGUUUACAGUGCAGAGAGAGAAAGAGAAAGUGAGAACGCAGAUGUCUCCCUGAGCAACAUGAAGGCCUAAGAGACUUUGUGGCAGAAGGAUAUUUCAAAGAUGUCUUCCAGAAGACUGAAAGAGUGGGGAAAGAUGCACCCAAUCGUCUCACUAGAACUUUAGAUUUUAUCUUAAAAAAAAAAAAAAUCAUUGUGCGUGUCUGAGCUGGUUCCCAAUCUGGCAGUGCUGGUCAGUAGCAUGGUGAACACCUUGAGAAUAGCUGAGUAGAUCUGUAGGACCCUCUCUAGGGGCACUGGUUCCUAAUGGAGGGCGGUGAGGCUGUUACGUAUUCUACAUGGCUAACGUGUCUCUGUUCCAACCAAACUGAUGGUUCUCACGUGUUUGACUUUUACCAAAGAGCACCUGAAAGGCUCAGUCCUCACAUCUGUUUAAAUUCCUUUUUAUUUCUAAUCAAAUAUUAGUCCCAGUUUCAAACAUCAGAGUUUUAUUUCAAGUCCAUGGCUUGGGGCGUUAAUGACUUGAUUUGUGAGAAUGAGCUCUAAAGGUCCUUCCUUGAACCUCAGUACUAGGAUUGCUCUAACCCUGUAAAUCCUCCCAGGAAGGGAUUCUAUGGCAUGUAUAUUCACUUACAUUUAGGAAUAGUCAUUCAUCCUAUUUAUACCAGAAGGGUAAAGUGGCAAUCUUAUUUCAAAAUGCCCUUUGUUUUUGUGUGUGUGGGUUUCUGUACUUCUGCUUUCUGAGGUAGACAUAAAUGCUUGUGGCAUUUUGUCCCUGGGGGCCUUAUUUAUAGGUCCAUUCAAAUUUAAAUCAAAGUAAUAAAUAAUUUAGCUGACUGAAAUGAGUAGCAAUAAUUAUAGCAGGUAAACAGUGCACAUGAGCACAUACACCAACAUUCUAAACUCUAGAUUCUUUGGUUGAUGUCAUUUGAUGGAAAAGAAACUUGGAUUAAAUUAAUGUGCUGCUCACCUUCCCAAGUUCUGUUAUUUCAAACCUGUGAACUAACCUUGCAGGGCAUUGUAAAUCAACAGUCAGAAUCACUUUCUAAAUUACCCCUUGAUAUUACUAGAAGUAGUUGUGCAUCAGCGUGCCUACUGGAGAUUUCGAUUUCCUUGAAGACAUCUUUGUUCAUAUAGCAGUACCCUAAAGGGUACAUAUGUUUGGCCAUCUUUUCUCACAUGAGGAGGUGAAACAAAAUUUCCUAAAGCUGUGAUUCUCCAGCUGGAGUACACAUUAGACUUGCGUGGAGUACUUUCAUGAAUGAUUCAACCCCUGGCCCCCUUCCCCAGAGAUUUGGAUUUAAUUAGUUUUAGAUGGGUGUCGAUGUCAGCUGUUUUGUUUUUUGGGUUUUUUUGUUUGUUUUUGAAAUUCAGUUGAUUCUACUGUGGAGCUAAAAUUGAGAAGAGCUGCUGUUAAUCAUCAUAUAAUCUAUGCUGGCUGCCCUACACUCUGUGUCCCUAGGGGCCAGGCAUAUUAUCUUUUUAGGUAUGUUUCAUUUCAAUAAAGGAGCUGUUGAAUGAUCAAAGCUAUAAUGGACCGUGGUUCUCAAAAUGUGGUCCCUUGAUCAGGAUAUCAGCAUCACCUGGUACUGUUCCAAAUACUAAUUCCCGCCCUCAUCUCACACCUAUUAAAUUGGAAACUCUGUGGCUGGGGCUUCGCAGUGGUGUUUUAACAAGCCCUCCAGGUAAUUCUGAUGUACUCUAAAGUCUGGAAACUGCUGUUGUGGACUAUGGAUUGUACCGAGGAUUAGUCUCAGUUGGAAAAUGGAUUGCAGAAGCAUUGUGAACUUUCUCUCUUUGUCUCUCUCUUUCUUUUUCUAUUUCUCUUUCUCUAGGAAAGGGCACUCACUAUAAAAGUGAUGGAUUCAUAUUAAGCUCAAUUUUAUUAUGGCUGCAAUGAUGUGUUUAUGAGGUCUUUCAGCCCCAUCCCCCAUUGAGGCUUGAACAUCAGCCAUAGCAUACCAUAGAUCUCCAUCGUCUGUCUUAAGUUUUAUGAGUGGGUUUCAUCUACAUUAUAUCCAAUUCCAUUUAUUACUGAGCUGCAUUACUGUGGAGCUCUACAGUAUUUUUUCCUGAUCUCAACCUGAAUGCCACAGAGCACUGUGAAUACAUAGCACCUUAUGGGAAAGAUUGUAAACUUGUUAAUUCCAUUGAAGAAUGAGUUUUGUACAAUGUGCUAAAUGGAAAUUGCAUUGAAUUAUUUUUAUAUUUAACACAUUCCGUCAAAACAUUCUGCAACAUAAUUCUACAAUCUGCAUGUGGGUUUAAGUGUGAAAUUCAGUGUUGUGAUAUUUUGAUUAAAUGAAUUAAUUCUUUCUCUGCAAAUACUAUGUUGAUAAAACUGUAUGUGAAACUGAACUGAUUUUUCCCCUAGUUUCAUCAUUAAAAGCAUAAACAAACUAUAUGUUUACAGAUAAGACAUGUGAAUGAUUCUUUAUCAAUAAGAUUAGACUUUGAACAUCUUCUUUGUCCUUUCAUUACAAAGUUUAGACUCCAUAAAGCAGAGAAAAUUAGUUUAUUGAGCUGUUUAUAUUGACUGUCUAUAUUCAAACAUGUCUUUCAUAUACAUGAGAUAAUAUUAGGAAAAUUAUCACCAUUUCAUAAAUAAGUAAAUAAAAGCUCAAAAUCA
Messenger RNA from Felis catus (domestic cat), 8570 nucleotides. It is a transcript of the gene ERICH3, whose product is annotated as glutamate rich 3. The transcript is spliced from 15 exons. The record is from RefSeq and is a predicted model, not a curated record. Lineage: Eukaryota; Metazoa; Chordata; Mammalia; Carnivora; Felidae. The coding region runs from base 771 to 6014 and encodes 1747 amino acids.